AUGCAGCAGCAACACAGCAUACAGCAGCAGCUGUUGACUCAGCAGCAGCAAACCACCAAACGUAGCAGCAGCAGCAGCAGCAGCAACAGCAGCAGCAGCAGCAGCAGCAGCAGAUUCUGCUUUGGGGGCAACAGCAGCAGAAUCUACUGCAGCAACGUAGCAGCAACAGGACCACCACCAGCAGCAGCAGCAGCAGCAGCAGCAGCAGCUGCAGCAGCAGCUGCAGCAGCACAUACAAACGCAGCAACAGCAACAGCAGCAGCAGAAGUAACUGCACCAGCAGAAGCAGCAGCAGCAGAAGCAGCAGCAGCAGCAGCAGAAGCAGCAGCAGCAACAGCAGCAGCAGCAGCAGCAGCAGCAGCAGCAGCAGCAGCAGCAGCAGCAGCAGCAUUUUGUUUGUAA
This is a messenger RNA of Eimeria mitis, 402 nucleotides long. RefSeq lists its product as uncharacterized. The transcript is spliced from 2 exons. Gene Ontology annotation, molecular function: ice binding. The coding region runs from base 1 to 402 and encodes 133 amino acids. Lineage: Eukaryota; Apicomplexa; Conoidasida; Eucoccidiorida; Eimeriidae. The record is from RefSeq and is a predicted model, not a curated record.